CAGACCAAUGAAUGCGGGCGGGUGUUGUGUUGUGCCUGGAGAGUUUGAUCCCUCGGACUGUUAUAAAGAAGCCACUCUCGCUGUUAUGAAAUUGGACCUCCGGGUAAAGUGGACGGUCCCUUGUUCGUUUCGCAGACAACGGAAAAUAACAUUUUUUCAGAUCUUAAUGCAAAAACUUUCCCCCCCCCAAAUGGCGAUGAGUUUUUGAGCUGCUUUUCGCUGUUGAUUUCCAAGUUUCUGAAAAGUGUUGAGAAAGAAGCUGUAUUAAUAAGGAGCAGUUUUUACUGCACUUUGUCUUGCAGAGUUUGUGAAGUUGCUGUUGCUGAAGAUGCUGCUAACUGCAGUGCUGUGUACCUGCUGGCUGCUGGUAGAUGGCAGGAUUACCAGGCGCUCCCCCAGCUGCUCCCAGAUGUGCGAUGUGUCCCAGUGCCCCGACCUGCCCCCGGUCUGCCAGGCAGGGCUGGUGCUGGACUCCUGCGGCUGUUGCCAGCUGUGCGGCGCCGCUGAGGGCGAGUCUUGCGGCGGCCGCUGGGACGAGGCCAGAUGCGGAGAGGGGCUCCAGUGUUCGGUGCCGCCGGCGGCCAACCCGGCCAAGCGGCGGAUCAAGGGCGUGUGCGUGUGUGCCAGCAGCGAGCCGGUGUGCGGCAGCGAUGGCAGCACCUACCGCAACGUGUGCGAGCUGAAGGCGGCAAGCCGGCGGGCACAGACAUUCAACCAACCGCCUGUCAUCUUCAUCCAGAGAGGAGCCUGCGGACUGGGUCAGAAUGACCCAAACAGCCUGCGACAUAAAUAUAAUUUUAUUGCAGAUGUGGUGGAUAAGAUUGCUCCUGCUGUGGUUCACAUUGAACUUUUUCGUAGGUCAACUUAUUCAAACCGUGAACUAUCUGUUGCAAGUGGCUCAGGCUUCAUUGUGUCUGAAGAUGGAUUGAUAGUGACCAAUGCACAUGUGGUUACAAACAAGCAUAGAGUGAAAGUGGAGCUUAAGAGUGGAGCCACAUACAAUGCCAAAAUAAAGGACAUAGACGAAAAAGCUGAUCUUGCUUUAAUUAAAAUAGACCCUCCGGGUAAACUGCCAGUGCUGCUGCUAGGUCGCUCCACAGACCUGAGACCAGGCGAGUUUGUGGUUGCCAUUGGAAGUCCAUUUUCCCUACAAAACACAGUGACCACAGGAAUAGUGAGCACAGCUCAGCGAGGUGGAAAGGAACUGGGCCUACGAAACUCCGAUAUUGAUUACAUUCAGACGGAUGCUAUUAUCAAUUAUGGAAACUCAGGGGGUCCACUGGUGAAUUUGGAUGGUGAGGUUGUUGGAAUUAACACCCUGAAGGUGACUGCUGGAAUAUCAUUUGCAAUUCCAUCCGACAAAAUUCGACAGUUUUUAGUUGAAUCUCAUGACCGACAAGCAAAAGGACAAACUCCAACAAAAAAGAGAUACCUGGGAGUUAGAAUGAUUACACUUACCCCUGCCCUUGCAAAAGAACUGAAGGAGCGGCAGAAAGAUUUCCCUAAUGUCAAUGCUGGAGCCUAUAUCAUUGAGGUCAUUCCACGAACACCAGCUUUCAAUGGAGGCCUGAAGGACAAUGAUGUGAUUAUUAGUAUUAAUAAUCAAUUGGUAACUUCAUCCAGUGAUGUCAGCGAAGCCAUUAGAAAGGACCCAUCCCUGUCCAUAUUGGUCCGCCGAAGCAAUGAAGAUGUGAUAAUAAAUGUUGUGACUGAAGAAAUUGAACCUUAAAGUGAGCUGGGUCUCCUUGCCUAUGUGAAUAAAAUAACAAAGAAUUUGAUGUUUACUGGAUGAACGCAGUCCUUAGAAAAUAGCUUAUAGUCCUGUUGAUAUUUCUAUUGCACAACACCAUCAGGAGAUAUCUGCAGCUUGGAUAUAUUUCUGCAUAGAGUUACAAGCUGAGAUGCUCUAGAAUCUAUUGUAAAUUAAAAUCUGUUUCCCCCAUGCAUUUCCUUAAUUCAUCUUUUUUUCAAUUUCAUUUUAUUGUAAUCUACUUUCCUUAAAAUGUCAGUGUGAACAAUUCACUCAGUGAGAAUUUCUACUUUAUAAGAUUGGGGAUUAUCAUUAUUGAUAUUGGCACCGAAUCUCUUAAUAUGCAGUUACUUAGCUUUCACCAUGUGAAGGUAAAUGAGAUCCAUGACAUUGCUGGUGUGGGCCUAGCAGGAUUUAAGUGUUGGCACAACUUUUUCUUGCCUCAAGAUAUCAGAAUGCUUUCGUCAGGCUGUCCACCAAAUGGGUGAGUCUAAUGUGAAAUAAUUGUGGGGAUAUAUGUGAAAAAAUUUUUAUUCCCCUUCCUCAAUCCCCAGUCUUUUUUUCUCCAGACCAGAAUUUCAUGAGGCUGAGAUAUAAAGGAGCCAAUUUGCUCCAGGGCUUCACCAAAGCCAGUUUUAGCAAUUUUCAUGGUAGGGGCUUGAGGAUGAACUUUCCUCUGAUUUUCUCUUCCAUUUUAAAUUAUCACUUUUCCUUUCCCCAGUGGGUGUCAACAGUACACUUCACACAUAUUGCAAUAUUGUUCUGCAGGGGCUAUGUUCAGAUGGGGAUGGAGAAUGGGGAUGUCCAUCCAAUGGGCCUGAUUUAUAGCCACUUCAUGGUUUUAUGCCCCAAUUCCUACUUCUGCUGGGAGACUCCCUGAGCCUGGAUGGCAUGUGUGCACACUGCUAAUUCCUAGUUAAAGAAAGUUUUAAGUGAAGUUUGAUGCACAGAUUCGGAGAACGACCAGUGCUAAGACCAGGAGUAACUAGGAAUAACUGGGCUUUAUAUUGGUUUUUUGCCAGAAAAUAUUUUAAAGUAAAACAUUUUCUACCAGUGUAUAUUUUUACUCUGUCCUGCUUACAACUAGCAUCUUAAAAAUGCAUGCAACACAGGAAAAAUAUAUACUCAUCCUUUUCCACAUAUUGUCCAAAACCAUGCUGAAACUGAUUUUCCCUGCUGGUGUUUCAGGUUGCUGAACUUGACUAUGUCUCAGAAGUGUGCAGAAAUGUGAAUUGGCUAUAAAUUAAUUUCGUCAAGUUCUGCUCAAAAAUCUUUCUCUCUAAUUGUACUGGGAACAGAUCGGGGACCACUUUCCCAUUUAAAAACAGGUGCUACUGCCUCUUGAUUUGUUGUUUCUAUGAUGUCUGACUUAAGGGCCAUACUUGUAUUGCCAAGAAAGGUCUUUAUUGUUAAAUAAAUAUUUUUUCUGUUUCAA
This is a messenger RNA of Carcharodon carcharias (great white shark), 3185 nucleotides long. RefSeq names its product HtrA serine peptidase 1b (gene htra1b). The coding region runs from base 329 to 1729 and encodes 466 amino acids. Gene Ontology annotation, biological process: programmed cell death; positive regulation of apoptotic process; proteolysis. Gene Ontology annotation, molecular function: protein binding; serine-type endopeptidase activity. The record is from RefSeq and is a predicted model, not a curated record. Gene Ontology annotation, cellular component: extracellular region. NCBI's taxonomy places the organism in Eukaryota, Metazoa, Chordata, Chondrichthyes, Lamniformes, Lamnidae. The transcript has 9 exons.